CGCCGCCGCGGCGCGAUGGGAGCGUCGGUGUUUUUCGGCUGCUCCUUCAUCGCCUUCGGGCCGGCGCUGGCGCUCUGCCUGCUGACUAUUGCCGGGGACCCCCUGCGCGUCAUCAUCCUCGUGGCAGGGGCCUUCUUUUGGUUGGUCUCCCUCCUCUUGGCUUCCUUGGUCUGGUUUAUUUCAGUGCAUCUGAGCAACCAGGAAGACAAGUGGCUGCAACACGUCCUGCUGAUGUUCGGUGCGGCAGUGUCUGUCCUGCUGCAGGAAGGCUUCCGCUUUGCUCACUUCAAGCUCCUCAAGAAAGCCGAUGAAGGGCUAGUGACCAUAAGUGAAGAUGGGCGCUCACCCAUUUCGAUCAAACAAAUGGCGUACGUGUCAGGCCUCUCCUUUGGAAUCAUCAGUGGCGUCUUCUCUGUCAUUAACAUCCUCGCGGACUCUGUUGGUCCUGGCACAGUUGGCAUCUACGGGGAUUCGCCCUAUUACUUCAUCACAUCAGCCUUUCUGACAAUGGCCCUGGUUUUCUUGCACACAUUCUGGGGGAUCAUUUUCUUUGACGCCUGUGAGAAGAGACGCUACUGGAAGCUGGCCCUGGUAGUUGUUAGCCACCUGGCGAUAUCUGGGCUGACGUUUCUGAAUCCAUGCUACGAAGCGAGCCUCGUUCCCAUCUUCCUGGCCACCGUCUCCACAGGGGUGUGGGCCUUUUUCACAGCUGGUGGUUCCCUGCGCAACAUCCUUGCCUGCCUCUCCUGCAGGGAGAAAGAGGACAGCCACGUUAUGGUGUAUUCUGAGCUGCAGCUCCCCGUGGAGGACUGAGCCCCCUGCCUGUGCGACCCCGGAGCCAGAUGCGCACCCGAGGGCAAUCCUCCGCACCACUGGACGCGGCUCUUCGUCUGGGACAAGGGGCUCCAGAGCCGAUCAGAUGGCCAGAGCCCUGGCCUGGCACAAGGGAGGCAGGAGGAGGGAUUCCUUGGCCCAAACGGUGGCCUGGAGCACAGGAAAGCUAACUCUGUGCCUUGGCUUGUGGCUGGGAACCCUCUCCUUCCUUCUUUCCUCCAACUCUUAGUUUUUUCUCCUUUGCUUCUGUUUCUGUUCUGGAAGGUGGAAACACGGGUUCUCUUUGAGAGCCAAGCAAGGGCAGAGCUUGAAAGCCCCAGUCCCUUCUAACGAAUGGUUCCCAGAGCUGCUGGGAGGCUUUGCUGCCCCUUGCUCCCUGGUAGAUUCUGCUGGGUUCAUGACAUCGCUGGACGUUAUUCUAGGAUGUGGCCUGCAGCCAGGCUCCCAAUCUGCAACAGAAUCCCUUCGUUCUCGCUCUAGGCCUGUUGACCUUUUUCAACUUGUUCAUCGUUGGCAUUGGACCUGGUGGGGCGUAACAGCACCUUCUAAUGGUUAGGAAGUGCCGCAGUGUCUGUAUGAACAUACAAGUGAAUUCUUUUGCUAUGACCCAAUUUUUUUUUAUAAAGCCCCAGUCCUCCUCUGUUCCUUUAAUACUGAGCCCUAAAUCCUUUUAUGAGUUGCCCCAUGGUGCAGGUAAUAAAAAGGACUUCUCUUGU
Molecule: messenger RNA, 1550 nt
Organism: Candoia aspera
Lineage: Eukaryota; Metazoa; Chordata; Lepidosauria; Squamata; Candoiidae
Gene: APH1A
Product: aph-1 homolog A, gamma-secretase subunit
Exons: 7
Coding region: 16-813 (265 amino acids)
Biological process (GO): Notch receptor processing; Notch signaling pathway; protein processing
Cellular component (GO): gamma-secretase complex; membrane; endoplasmic reticulum
Molecular function (GO): protein-macromolecule adaptor activity
Source: RefSeq, a predicted model, not a curated record